CAAAGACGAUGGUCGGACUCCUGUCCCCUUCUUCAAUAGGCUUACUGUGUUUGUAUGUACGGGUGUGCAGUGGGGAUAUAGGGUUCCUCUUUCCACCCGGUUUCGGGACACCGGACUUCACAACUAGAAGUCCCCCCAAAGACAUCCCAUGUAACAGCUCAGCCUUCUCCUGCAGCGGCCGUUGUGGUGACGACGUCCACAUCCCGUGUUCCUGUGAUGACGAUUGCCAGACGUACGAAGACUGUUGUCAUGACUUCAAGGACGUGUGUAACCCGUCGUCAGAACCCCUUCCUCUCUCCAUGAUCCGCAACAGCGACUGUUUUGAGACAGACACUGGCCUUGAGAGGUUCAUCAACAGGUGUCCGCCAGGCUACUCGAAUGCAACCAUACGAGACAAGUGCCACAACGAUGGCUGGGACGCUGCCAGCACUGUUGAUCGCAUCCCUGUAACGGAUAAAGCAACCGGCUUGAAUUAUCGGAACAUCUUCUGUGCAGUAUGUAAUAGUGCGAAAUCCCCGAGAGGAUGGGAGGCCCGAGUGUUAUGUGUAGUCUUUCCCGCCGUCUUUGAUACAUUGAUUGCCAAGAUAAGAGCUGGCCUAUGCGAGACCAGAGUCGAGAGACCCACAGAUGUUGGAGGACGGCCUUGUGUGAUGGGAGCCAUACAGUCAUGUCCCAACACCAGUUCUACUGAACUCGCACAGGAAUGUCUAGCGUACACUUCCUACAUCAGACCUGUAUCACAGCCGCUGAAGAUUUACGCCAACAUCCAUUGCUACCAGUGCAACAACGACCUGACACCACCAGGGUUGGACUUUGAACGUGCAGCUCACAAUGCCGUGACUGAUGUAUUUCCUGGGACAUUAGUUAGAGGGUGUUUCUUUCACUUCACCCAAUGUAUCUGGAGGAGCGUGCAGAAAGAAGGUCUGGUGAUGGCAUAUAAGGAAGAUGAGGAGGUGAAGAAGCUGGUGAGAAGAGCUGCUGCCCUCCCUCUACUACCUCGUGACAAAGUGGAUGAUGUGUGGCUUCAUGCCAUUGCUGACUCUCCUGCUGGCCCUAAAGUGACUGCCUUCAUGGACUACGUGACAACCAGUUGGGUUCAAGGAGGGGCCUUCAUGCCAGAGAUUUGGAACCAUUUCGAAAACCAAGGCCACCGUACCAACAAUCACCUGGAAGGGUGGUCAGAACCUUCACGAAGAAAGAAGUACAAGGCAAUCGAUGCACGUAUUGCGUCCCUCAAGAUCCAGCUCCUGAACCAACACCUGAGUGAGUUGGAAUAUGCUGACCACGUGGGCGACCUCCUUCAUCUGCAGUAA
Messenger RNA from Haliotis rufescens (red abalone), 1313 nucleotides. RefSeq lists its product as uncharacterized. The coding region runs from base 9 to 1313 and encodes 434 amino acids. The record is from RefSeq and is a predicted model, not a curated record. Lineage: Eukaryota; Metazoa; Mollusca; Gastropoda; Lepetellida; Haliotidae. The transcript has 5 exons.